Labrus bergylta (ballan wrasse) is the source of this 2871-nucleotide messenger RNA. The record is from RefSeq and is a predicted model, not a curated record. NCBI's taxonomy places the organism in Eukaryota, Metazoa, Chordata, Actinopteri, Labriformes, Labridae.
GUUCACUGUGGCUGUAAUCUGGUCAGACGACCGGCUGACAUUAGACUGAACGGGGAGGUGUUUUGUUUUUUUAUUUAAAAUGUCUAUUUCAUCUCCGCACAGCUCGGAAUCAAGCCGCAGGAGGAGGCCGACUGAACACACACAAUCCUGUGAUCCUCCAUGGCAGCAUGAUCCCCGGGCAGGUCACAAUCGUGAACCAAGCCAUGAGGGACUAUGUGGCGGUCAACUUAAUCCAGCAGACACUUUUCCUUCAUUUCAACAUCACUCCAUAUGUCCUGCCCUGUGCACAACUAAAUGCAGUUCAGCACAUUCAUGUCCGAUCCACCAUACCUGUGAUGACGGUUGGGUGGAGAUCCAAAGCAAGAGAAUCAUCAGCGCAGAGAACGAAGUGGAAGCAAACAAACUGGUUAACAACUACAGGUUUGGUUUCAGAAAAUGGAAAAGCCAUGUGACCGAGCGUCCAUUUGAAGACAGGUCAGAGGUGGUGAAAGAGCUCUACUCUGAACUGAAAGUCAUUAAACCACAUACAGGUCAUCUCAUCACAUGUGGAAAUAUAGCAUAUUUGUUUCUCUUCGGUUGGUGGGUCUCUCUGGCGUACUUCCUGGUCAGCAUGCUGAUGUUCAUCACUGUCAUUGGCCUACCCUAUGGCAGGCUUUGCUUGAAGUUGUCCUGCUACUUCCUGUGGCCAUUUGGCAAGUCCAUCCACGAGAUUGGAAAUACAUUGAGGAGAUGUUGCGAGCAGGCUCCUGACUGUGAGUGUAACAUAGAGGAGGCCGAUGAUAACUCACCAGUUCUGCUACCUUCACCCACAGAGAUGCCAAUCCCAGACUUUUCAGGACAGCCUCAGCAAACUCCCUACUGGCAUCGUUUCUCAACAUACGCGUGGCUGCUGCUUGGGUAUCCACCCCUUGUAGUCGUCCACUCUCUGGCUUGCUUCCUCUCCUGGAUCCUGGUCUUCACUAUCCCUGUUUCCAAGAUGAACGCUCGCACCAUCCGCGUCAUUCUCCUCUUGCCUCCCGAGGAUGUCUCGGUCUCCACAUGCUCACAGAGGAAGCGUCAAGGCUGCGAGACCAGAGCUCUGCUGUGCUGCUACCAUGCUGCAAACUGGUACUACUACAAGUUCACUGUUGAUGGGAUCAAUGUGUUUGCUGUCAACCUUCUCCCUUUAGUAAUAGUUGCCAUGGUAAUUGGAUAUAUUGACCGAGAAAACCAGUACGCCAGCUCUGAAGUCAAGUUUGCCAUAGCCAUCUGCUCCAUCAUUCCUCUGUCCUAUUAUAUUGGAAUGGGCAUUGCCAGUAUCUCCGCACAGAGCAACUUCGCUGUGGGUGCCGUGGUGAACGCGAGCUUCGGCUCCAUCACAGAGCUGACUUUUUACAUCACAGCCCUGCUCAGAGGUCACCGGGCGGGAAACCCAUGUCUGCAGGAGGUAGUGAAAGCGGCACUGACUGGCACGCUGCUCGGAUGCAUCCUCUUCAUCCCCGGUAUCUGCAUGAUCAUCGGCGGGCUGAGACACAGUGAGCAAACAUUCAACAGUCGAUCUACAGGAGUGAGCUCUGCUUUACUUUUCAUCUCUGUGGGAGGUGUGUUUGCUCCGACGCUGUUCUCUAAGGCGUACGGCAAUCUGGUGUGUGAUGCCUGCACGAACUCAUCCGGAGGAAACGGCACAAGCAACAGCAGCGGCCCAUUCAUCUGCCACAACUGUCACUACGACCUGAACAACGGCACAUUGUUUCACAACCAUGUCCAGCCGCUGGUGUACACAGUGUCUGCCCUCUUACCAAUAGCCUACAUCAUCGGUCUGAUUUUCACCCUGAAGACGCACUCCCACAUUUAUAACAUUCGAGUUGGAGAAAGACAAGAGACCAGCCACCAUGGAGCAGUGGUCCACUGGUCACGAUGGAGGUCCCUGGUCAUCCUCAUCAUGGCCACUGUGCUCACAUCAGUGUGUGCUGAUCUGGUCACAGAGCACAUCCAGCCCAUACUCAACCAGCCCAACAUCUCUCAGUAUUUCAUUGGAGUGACAGUCCUGGCUAUGGUUCCUGAGAUCCCAGAGAUAGUGAAUGGGAUCCAGUUUGCCCUCCAAAACAACAUCAGUCUGAGCUUGGAGGUGGGGAUCUGUAUUGCAGUCCAGGUCUGCAUGCUCCAGAUUCCAAUUCUGGUCUUAUUUAACUCCUUUUAUGAUGUGGGCUUCGUGCUGUUAUUCAGCGACCUCCACCUGUGGGCCAGCAUCUUCAGCGUGAUUCUUGUCAACUACAUAUUCAUGGACGGCAAGUGUGAUUACUUUCAGGGUACGGCUCUGGUGAUCAACUACUUUAUUCUUCUGGCUCUGUACUUCUACGCUCCGUCUCCAGCAGGCUGCUGACUGCAGGACACUUUAGGAAGUCUGCAGGACAUUCAUGUGGAAACGGAGACAUUUGUAUCUGAAGAGGAAGUGAAAGGCCUUUAUGGAGUUUUAUUCUCUUAAGCUGUUUGCUAAAAUAUACUUUUUGCACACUUAAAAUUGCAAUAUUAGUUACUAUUAGGUACUCGUCUUGACUGCACAAAUAUUUCACUCCUAAAGAUGAUGUGUCUAACUGUGACUUCUGAUUGUCUAGUUUGUAACAUGUGGUCAAAGAAAGCAAAGCAGUAUUUUUACACAGAAAUGGAUGUAAUGAUUUAACAGUUCUACUCUAAAUCGUAUUUUUGUUCAAGUUGUAAUAACUAUUUUUUUAUACUUUUAAGUAACUCCUAAAAUGUGAAAAUAGUACAUGAGACAAAUAACAUUAUUUUAAAUUAAAUGAAACCUUACAGCAUCUAGAGUUUGGACAAGUGGCAUGCUGGCUGUGCUGUGAAAAUAAAAACAAUAUACAACAGUUUAAAAAAAAACGGGGC